Marmota flaviventris (yellow-bellied marmot) is the source of this 2357-nucleotide messenger RNA. It is a transcript of the gene Zfp69, whose product is annotated as ZFP69 zinc finger protein. Gene Ontology annotation, biological process: regulation of transcription by RNA polymerase II. Gene Ontology annotation, cellular component: chromatin; PcG protein complex; transcription regulator complex. The record is from RefSeq and is a predicted model, not a curated record. Gene Ontology annotation, molecular function: DNA-binding transcription factor activity, RNA polymerase II-specific; RNA polymerase II cis-regulatory region sequence-specific DNA binding. NCBI's taxonomy places the organism in Eukaryota, Metazoa, Chordata, Mammalia, Rodentia, Sciuridae.
GGCCACCUGGAGGGCGCGUCCCGGGGCGCAGGCGCUGCAAGACGGGGCGCUCGGCCUCAGAGGCCGGGUGCACUUGGCCGUGGCCGCUGUCUCGGGCACUAAAGCCACAGUCUGCGCCGGUUCAGGGCGCCCUCCCAUUCCAGCCCCAAAGCCGCCGGGGGUGCGGCUGGCAAAGCCACCCAUCCUAGAGGGCCCUGGAUGGAAAUUUGGAAGAAAGCCUGGUCCAGUCUGGAGGCCGAGGGCCCUCCGGGCUUCGGAAGGACGUCUAGGCGAACGCUGGACGUUGUGGACGGUCCGUAAAAGGGUGGGAAAGAACAGAAUCUAUUACCACCCAGUCCUUCUCUAGAGACCUCUGCAGCAGAAAGGCUCCGGAGUGAGCGUCCCCACGUCCCAACCCUGGCCCUCCCGGCGUCCAAGGCCCACCUGAAUGAUUACAAAGCCAUGUACUCAAACCAACUCACCUGACUGCCUCCCAAAAAAUGGUGUCCAGUUUUCAGAGUUGUUAAAGUCACUCCAACCUCUAGGGUCCUCCAGGUCCUAGUCCUGCAGGGACAUGCCAAAGCCCCGAGGGCAGAAGAUUGCAGUCUGAGAAAGACCACGCAAUUGCCAAGCCUCUCAUUGGAGAUUCUGGCAAUUUCCUCACCAGAAGUGGACAACGCCAGUUGGUCGUGCAUCAUCAUGCCUCAGCAGCUCCUGAUCACCCUGCCCCAGGCCAGUACCUGGGUGAAGUUACACCAUCCAAGGAAGGCCAAGGGGGAGGCGCCCUCAUGGGAGGAUGUGACUAAAAUGUUUGAAGAAGAAGCUCUGCUGUCUCAGGAUGCUGCUGAGACCCAGGAAGAAAGUCUAGAGGAUGAAUUGACCCCUGACCUCCUGACAGCAGAACCCCAGGAACUGUUGACCUUCAAGGACAUAUUUGUGGACUUUACCCAGGAGGAGUGGGGGCAUUUGGCCCCUACUCACCGGAAUUUGUACCGGGAUGUGAUGCUGGAGAACUACAGGAAUCUGGUGUCAGUGGGAUAUCAGUUUUCCAAGCCUAGUGUGAUUUCCCAGUUGGAGAAAGGAGAAGAGCCAUGGAUGAUACAGAAAGAAGGCCCCGGAAAUGAUGUUUCAGACUCAAAGAGUAAAACAGAAACCAAUGAGUCAUCUGCAAAGAAUGACAUUUCCCAGGAACAUUUGUAUCAUGACAUUAUGAUGGAAAGGUUCAUAAGGGAUGAUAUCAUUUAUUCCACAUUGAAAAAAGUUUCCAGAUAUGAUGAUGUGUUAGAAAAGCACCAGGAAACCUGUGGAAGAAAUGUGAGACAAGCCAUUUUGACCCACAAGAAGAGAGUCCAAGAUGUUCACAAAUACGGGAAAACUAUUGUGAGUUCAAAUAUUUUGGAACAGAAGCAUCAUAAAUGUGACACACCUAGAAAGAGGAAAAAAUACAAAUUAGAUUUGAUUAAUCAUCCAAUAAGUUGCAUAAGAGCAAAAAUCUAUGAAUGUAAUAUAUGUGAAAAAAUGUUCAAACAACCCAAUCAUCUUACUGAACACAUGAGAAUUCAUACUGGCGAGAAGCCUUUCAGAUGUAAGGAAUGUGGAAGGGCCUUUAGUCAAAGUGCAUCUCUUAAUACACACCAGAGGAUCCAUACUGGUGAGAAACCCUUCGAAUGUGAGGAGUGUGGCAAAGCCUUCAGACAUCGCUCAUCUCUUAAUCAGCAUCAUAGAACUCACACUGGGGAGAAGCCUUAUGUAUGUGACAAAUGUCAGAAAGCUUUCAGCCAGAACAUUAGCUUGACCCAACAUCUAAAGACUCAUUCUGGAGAGAAACCUUUUACUUGCAACGAAUGUGGGAAAACCUUUCGACAGGUUAGACACCUUAGUGAACACGUAAGAAUUCAUACUGGGGAGAAGCCCUAUGCAUGUACUGCAUGUUGUAAGACCUUUAGUCAUAGAGCAUAUCUAACACAUCACCAGAGAAUACAUACUGGUGAAAGACCCUACAAAUGUAAGGAAUGUGGAAAAGCAUUUAGACAGAGGAUACAUCUUAACAACCAUAAAACUGUCCAUACGGGAGUGAAAGCAUAUGAAUGCAACCGCUGUGGGAAAGCCUACAGGCAUGAUUCAUCCUUUAAGAAACAUCAGAGACAUCACACUGGAGAAAAACCUUACGAAUGUAAUGAAUGUGGAAAAUCCUUCAGCUAUAAUUCAUCACUUAGUCGACACCAUGAAAUACACAGGCGGAAUGCCUUCCGAAGUAAUGUGUAAAAAAAUAUUUAUUUGAUGAGAACAAAAGCCACAUCUGAAUCAGUGAUUCUUAGCUUUAAAAUUUCAGGACUCAAAUAAAUUUGAGAAGUUGAUUUAAUGAUGGUAACUUUAAA